AUGGAGAGGAUCGAUCAGCACCCAAUCAAACCAUACACCGCAACGCGCUUAAAGCUCUUCGGCUUCCACGUCACCGAGGAUAACGAAGAUCCCGCCGGACCCACCGGAGCUCCGCCGCACUCAGCCGGCCGGAGGUACGAGUGCCCUUACUGCCGCCGCGAAUUCGCCAACUCGCAGGCCCUCGGCGGCCACCAGAACGCGCACAAGAAAGAGCGCCAGCAACUCAGGCGGGCCAAGCUGCAGGCCGCUGCAGCGUACGGCCGCAGCACCAUGGCCUCCGCCUUCUCGCCGCCGGCCCACCUGCUCGUGCAGUCGCAGUCGUGGGUGUGCGUCCCACGCGCCGGAGGGCCAGUCAACGUGGUGCGUGGCGUAGGGGAGCCUGGCCCAUCUCGGCAGAGCGCUGAGGUUAUGGCCCAUAGUGGGAGAUUUGAUGGGCCUUCGUUGAGUAGAUAUACGAGAUUUGAUAAUGGGCCUGGGUUUGAUGAUGAGGUGUUUGGGCUGGAUUUACACCUGAGCCUGGCCCCAGCCGCGCCGUAA
This is a messenger RNA of Striga asiatica, 537 nucleotides long. Lineage: Eukaryota; Viridiplantae; Streptophyta; Magnoliopsida; Lamiales; Orobanchaceae. The record is from the annotation of a GenBank genome assembly.